This is a messenger RNA of Pogoniulus pusillus (Red-fronted tinkerbird), 693 nucleotides long. Its product is annotated as corticoliberin-like. The transcript has 2 exons. The coding region runs from base 91 to 483 and encodes 130 amino acids. Gene Ontology annotation, cellular component: extracellular region. NCBI's taxonomy places the organism in Eukaryota, Metazoa, Chordata, Aves, Piciformes, Lybiidae. The record is from RefSeq and is a predicted model, not a curated record. Gene Ontology annotation, molecular function: corticotropin-releasing hormone activity. Gene Ontology annotation, biological process: positive regulation of cortisol secretion; negative regulation of glucagon secretion; negative regulation of epinephrine secretion.
GAGAGCGGUGAGCGGCACCGGCACCGGCACCGGCGCGCCCGGGCCCCGGGGGUCCCGCUCCGGGCGGUGUCUGGCCCCGGAGCGGCUGCCAUGCAGGUCAGGAUGAUUUCGGCUGCCUCCGUCCUCGUCCUGCUCUUCCUGCCCUCGGAGACCUGCUCGCCGCUGCAGUGGCCCCGGGCUCCAUCCCACCGGCUGACCCUGGCUCCGCAACCCACCUGGGAGCCCUGGCCGGCAGUUCCGCGACCUCCGGUCCCCACCAGCGGCCCCUUGCCCCAAAGACUGUGCCAAGGCCACGGGGCAGAGCCCGCCACGGCCCCCCGCAGCCCGCGGGCUGUGCCGAGCGGCAAGAGGCGAGACGGCAAACCCAACUCCCUGGAUCUCACCUUCCACCUGCUGCGUGAGUUCCUGGAGAUGUCCCGAGAGGAGAGACUGGCACAGAAGGCCCUCAGCAACAAGCUCUUGCUGCAGAGUAUAGGAAAAUGAGGGGGGGGACACUGAUUUGAGGGGGGGAAUGAAGGAGCCUGACCCCGUAGCGAGCAGCCGCGGCACAGCGGAGCUGGGCGGAUGCUGCUGCCCGAGCCCCGGCUGGAGCCGUGCCCAGGGGUUGCCCUGGGCGGGGGGGGGUGGUCCUCAUCGCUGUCCCCCCGACGUGUUGCUCUUGCUGUUGUCCAUUAAAUUUGCACUCAUACCUGC